Messenger RNA from Diospyros lotus (date-plum), 1788 nucleotides. Its product is annotated as bifunctional pinoresinol-lariciresinol reductase 2-like. The record is from RefSeq and is a predicted model, not a curated record. Bases 663 to 1610 code for a protein of 315 amino acids. Gene Ontology annotation, molecular function: oxidoreductase activity. The transcript is spliced from 4 exons. Lineage: Eukaryota; Viridiplantae; Streptophyta; Magnoliopsida; Ericales; Ebenaceae.
CACAUACAAUGUAACGUAAUUUUAUGAAAGACACCCUAUUUCUAAAAUCAACUUAAUUUAAGUGCACAUUUGCAAUGAGACCCAAUAUUUUAAUUAUACAACAUUAAUAAAUAAUUAAUUAAUUACUAAUAUGUACAUAUGUUGUAGGAAAAUGCCACUUCAAUGAAUUUUUAGCUGCAUAAAAUUAUUGCAAGAAUAAUAUAUAUUCAAUUAGGAGAAUAUUAGACUGUGGUUAAUAUAUAAUUGAAUAAUAUAUGCUUGUGUAGGUGAAUGUUAGGUGCCUGACUGAAUAUAUAUUAUUCAAUCAGGCAAUAUAUAAUUGCCUAACGCGGGCAAUUUGAGAGAGGGGGUGUGGGUCUUAUGGGGGGUGUGAGGGCCCACACACCACUCUUUUAAUUAAUAAUAAAUAUAUUAUAUUUUAUAACAUUACCUUAUAUAUAUAUAUAUAAUUAAUCAAUCAGUUGGACAGGAGGUCAACCUAAAUCUGAUCUCCUGACUUUGAAGACAAGAAACCCAACCAACAACCGACAGUUGGUUUGCGAAUUAAGGUAGGUUAUUAAUUUCUUCACAUGCUCAGAGAGAAAAUCUUCAAGUCUCGUACAAAGAAAACCAUAAAUUAAAGGGUCGAUGAAACGAAACAUCAGAGAGAGAGAGAGAGAGAGAUGGCAGCGGCGGCGAAGAGCAAAGUUCUGAUUGUAGGGGGAACUGGGUACUUGGGGAAGAGGCUGGUGAGGGCAUCUUUGGCUGAAGGCCACGAAACCUACGUGCUCUUCCGGCCGGAGAUCGGCCUCGACAUUGACAAAGUUCAGAUGUUGCUGUCGUUCAAGCAGCAAGGAGCCAGGCUGGUCACUGCUUCCUUCAGCGAUCACAAGAGCCUUGUCGACGCAGUGAAGUUGGUGGACGUCGUCAUCUGUGCAAUCUCCGGAGUUCACUUCCGCAGCCACCAGAUUCUGCUCCAGCUCAAGCUCGUCGAUGCCAUUAAAGAGGCCGGGAAUGUCAAGAGGUUUCUUCCAUCCGAGUUUGGCACAGACCCUGCAAAAAUGGAGAAUGCAAUGGAGCCCGGCAGAGUGACAUUUGAUGAAAAAAUGGUGAUCAGAAAAGCCAUCGAAGUUGCCGGAAUUCCCCACACCUACGUCUCUGCAAACUGCUUUGCCGGCUACUUUCUCGGCGGUCUCUGUCAGAUCGGACACAUUUUGCCGUCAAAGGACCACGUCGUCUUGUUAGGAGACGGCAACCAAAAAGCGAUAUAUAUUGAUGAAGAUGACAUCGCCAUGUACACCAUCAAAACCAUCGACGAUCCUCGGACCCUAAACAAGACACUGUACCUCCGGCCGCCGGAAAACAUCCUUUCUCAGAGAGAAGUUGUUCAGAUAUGGGAGAAGCUCAUUGGGAAGGAGCUCCUCAAGUCGUCCCUCUCCAAGGAAGAGUUUCUAGCCCCCAUGAAAGAACUAGAUUUCGCAGAGCAAGUUGGAUUGACACAUUUCUAUCACUUCUUCUACGAAGGAUGCCUUACAAACUUCGAAAUCGGAGCUGAUGGAGAAGAAGCCUCCAAGCUUUACCCCCAAGUCAACUACACCACAGUGGUCGACUACAUGCAACGAUAUCUCUAAAACCCAUCCACCUUUUCAUUUUCAUUUUCUUUUCAUCUUUGUGUUACUCAACUUUCCAAAUUUUAAUUCCUUAAUUCUCUCUCUCUCUCUCUCCCUCUCUCUCUCUCUCUCUAUAUAUGUGUGUGUGUGUGUGUGUGUGUAUUAUGAUUUGCAAUGUUACAUGGCACUGAAUUUCUUA